CUCACAGAUCAAAAUAUUCCCAGUGACAAAAUCACCAAAAAUAUGGCUGAAAACAGAGAUGAAAAAAUCAAUCUUAGGCCCAUAAAAAUAUCAGACAUAGAUGAUUUCAUGGUGUGGGCAAGUGAUGAAAGAGUUGCCCAUUUCUGCACUUGGGAUUCCUACACUUCACGAGAUGAAGCACUCCACUUCCUCACCAACAACGCCAUCCCCCACCCAUGGUUCCGAGCCAUCUGCGCCGGAGAUCGAGCGGUCGGCUCGAUCUCCGUCACGCCCGGCUCUGGCACCCGGAGCUGCACGGCGGAGCUCGGCUACGUGGUGGCGUUUGAGCACUGGGGGAAAGGGGUUGCCACGGAGGCGGUGAGGAUUGUGGCCUCCACCAUUUUCCGAAAGUGGCCGCUGCUGCAGAGGCUUGAGGCUUUGGUGGACGCUGAGAAUGGAAGGUCCCAGAAGGUUCUAGAGAAGGCAGGAUUUGUGAGGGAAGGCUUGCUCAGGAAGUAUGAUGUUGUCAAAGGGAAACCUAGAGAUAUGAUUGUUUUCAGCCUUCUUCCUUAGCCACUUUUACUCUGCUUUACUUCUGUUCUGUUUCAACAAUUAACAACCUGUUUAUUGUAA
Salvia splendens (bonfire salvia) is the source of this 612-nucleotide messenger RNA. RefSeq lists its product as uncharacterized. The coding region runs from base 43 to 552 and encodes 169 amino acids. The record is from RefSeq and is a predicted model, not a curated record. Lineage: Eukaryota; Viridiplantae; Streptophyta; Magnoliopsida; Lamiales; Lamiaceae. The transcript has a single exon. Gene Ontology annotation, molecular function: acyltransferase activity, transferring groups other than amino-acyl groups.